Cuculus canorus (common cuckoo) is the source of this 5615-nucleotide messenger RNA. RefSeq names its product methyltransferase like 15 (gene METTL15). NCBI's taxonomy places the organism in Eukaryota, Metazoa, Chordata, Aves, Cuculiformes, Cuculidae. Gene Ontology annotation, molecular function: rRNA (cytosine-N4-)-methyltransferase activity. Gene Ontology annotation, biological process: rRNA base methylation. The transcript has 6 exons. The record is from RefSeq and is a predicted model, not a curated record. The coding region runs from base 16 to 1470 and encodes 484 amino acids.
GAUAGUGCAAGCUGAAUGAUGAUUUUUGGUCUCCACCUGCUUCAUAAAAGAGUUUAUGUAGAGGCAGCGUGGUUCAUCACAAAACCUCAGGGCUAUUGUAUGUCUGUGCGAGGUUACAGAAUGGUACAUUCUUCCAAAUUUAAGGUUAGGAGAAACGCUACCCAGUUGAGGCUUAAAUUAUCAGGAGAGCAACCUUCCAGAGCGGAUGACUCCGCAUUUUUAUCUAUGCAGAAAACCAGGUUGAUCAACUCCAAAAUGUUAUCUCAGUGUCUGUGCCAAGUUUACAAAUGUUUGUUUCUGCGCAACUUAAAACUGAAUUCAAUAAAUGUGGGUGCUGUGUUGAGAAGGAUCCAUUCUUCAGCAGAAAAACUUUCUGACUGUGAGUUAAAGGAAGAAACCAUACAGAAACAUGAAACUGAAGAGUUACUUCAAGGUACAGAAGAGAAUAGUUUUGGAAGAUUGCAUAUACCAGUGAUGGUGGAGGAAGUUGUUAAUUGUUUAUCCCCCCAGCCAGGCCAGCGUUUCCUUGAUAUGACAUUUGGAGCCGGAGGUCAUACUACAGCUCUCCUAGAGAAAGCCAGUGGCAUUACAAUAUAUGCACUAGACAGGGACCCCACAGCUUAUAAAAUAGCUCAGCAGCUUUCAGAAUCGUACCCGAAACAGAUUCAAGCUCUUCUAGGACAGUUUAGCCAGUCUGAGGCUUUGUUACUCGCCUCUGGAGUUGAGCCAGGGACUCUCGAUGGAGUUCUCUUGGAUGCUGGCUGUUCUUCUAUGCAAUUUGAUACACCUGAAAGAGGUUUUUCCCUGCAGAAGGAUGGACCCUUGGACAUGAGGAUGGAUAGUGACAGGUACCCUGACAUGCCCACUGCUGCUGAUGUUGUGAACGCUUUAGAUCAACAGGCGCUUGCGUCCAUCCUGAGAACAUAUGGGGAGGAAAGGCACGCCAAGAAAAUCGCUUCAGCCAUUGUUCAGGCACGCAGCAUAUACCCCAUCACCAGAACUCAGCAGCUUGCAAGCAUUGUUGCAGGUGCUUUUCCAGCAUCAGCUCUGUAUGCACGAAAAGACUUACUUCAGAGACCUACACAUGUUGCUACCAAGACUUUUCAAGGCCUGCGUAUAUUUGUAAAUGAUGAGCUCCAUGAACUUUUGAUAGGACUGAAGACAGCUGAGAAGUUUCUGAAACCUGGAGGUCGCCUUGUAGCCCUGUCCUUUCACUCACUAGAAGAUCGUAUUAUCAAGCGUUUUCUUCAUGGGAUAGACAUGACAGAGAAACACAAUCUUAGCUCAAGGCAGAAGAUAAGACAGGCUCUAAAAAAUUGCUCCAAAGAAGAUACACAAGAAUUUCCCCACGGAAAAUCCAACCCAAAGUGGAUGUUUAUACAUAAAAAAGUUCUGACACCCGAAGCCAAGGAUAUUGAAAGAAACCCAAGAGGAAGGUCGGCCAAGUUAAGAGCUGCUAUUAAACUCUAAGUCAAAAUUCAUGGUUAUACGAUUGUAUAAUUUCCUUAAAUUUUGUUUUCUAGAAGGCUAAUUGGACAGAUAAUAUCAAACUGAAAAAAAUAAAAUUAAGGCUGUUAGAAACCAUUUCUUUCUUAACUUCGUGCUUCUUUUUUAAUUUUGAUGUAGUAUACAACAUCAAGAGGUAAAAAAAAUGGAGAUAAGUGGGUGACACUAAUUAUAUGAAAAGGAAAUCUUUUUAAGAAAAGCACCAAACCCAAAGUUUAUUAAAGUUACAGGUUUGAUCUAUUUACAGUAUUUCCUUUAGUUUACAUUCAAACCCCUUAUAUUAACAAUCUAAAUUCAGUAGCUGAUUGAGACAGACACAUUUUUAUGGGAGUGGAUUUCACACAGCUAAGUCAGAUGUCUGAUUUAGUGUAGCAUAAGUUUAGACUAACCUAAGAUUUCAUGAUAUAGAAGUCUCUGUAUCUCAAUUGACUUGUUGCAUGAAUACAUGUGGGCUGAGAGCUUGUUCUUAAAUAGACUGAUAUUAAUGUGUAAUGUUCUAUCCAGGAGUUUGAAAAUGGGCUCAUAUUUUUUUAUAAUAAGUAAAUACCUACUUCUGACUGAUCACCUGGUUAAUUAUGUUUAUAGAUUCCAAAUAAUAGCUGUAUCUUGGAGGAAAAGAGAUACUAGAAGACCACUGUUUGCACUUGGACACUACAAGCAAACACUCACAAUUUGUACUUGAUCAUUUGAAUUUCUGCCUGUGACACGAUUUCUGUGCAUAGAUCCGGUAUAACUUUUAGGUGUUGAUGGAAUUAUAGUUUAUUUAUCAAAAAUGAGAUAUUGUGGGUCUUAUGGAUUAUUGUGAUCCAUAAGAUACUAGUGAUCAUUUAUUAAGAGAUGCUACUUAGGUAAGUAUUGAAUUAUUUUAUAAAAGGCUCACUGUGUCACCAGUUUCCGGGUUGGAUGCUAUCCUAAGUAGUAAAACAUGUAAGAUAAUUUUUUUUUUUUGGAAGUUAAUAUGAAUUGGAAUUCAUAUAUGAAGUAUGAAUUUAGCUUUGGGUUUAUAUUUUAUCUUAAAAGACUAUUGUUUUGCGGUCUUUAUAUGUUAAAAAAUGAUGAGAAAAUAGUAUAGGUUUCAGCUUCUUUGACCUCUGACUCUUGAGAAAAAAAAACAUGCUUAUUUGCAUAAUAAAAUCAGAAGCAGGAUUUUAUUCGUGAUGAACCAGAAACUUGGCUGAUAGAAUAAAAAAUGUAGUUUCUGAUGGUGCUAUAUGAUUAUUACUAUGCUAUCUUCUGAAAAAGAACUGACUGUCUCAUUCUGGACUUGAUUUUCAUGAAACAUCCUCUUCAAAUUGAUGUAAAUUAUUACUUCAUGGGAGUUUUUUGGGUCAUAUUGACACAAGUUGAAAUUUGGAUUCACUGUCUAUAAUAUGCAGUAUAUUAAAAUAUCAGAAUAUUGUUUAAUUACUUGGUAAAGCUGAGUCAUAUAAUGUAUUCUUGGAUAGACACAUGAUAAUGUCUGUCACUAAUCUGAAAUAAUAGUUGAAAGAUGAUAGGCAUUUCAUGCUUUUCUGAAAUUUCAGUAUUUUCCCACUAGUUUCAUUAUACAUGCUAUAAAUAUUAAAUAAGACAUUCCACUUCAAAUAAUAUUACUUACUGUUGACAUCUGAGAGACAACACACUGUACCUUAAAUAGACAUUUUUUCAUCCAAACAUUAAAUAUAAAUAACUAAUGUUAUUUUUAGCUAAGAUUCCAUAUUGAAGUGCACUCCAAUUGUAUGUUGGAAAAAUCAUUGUAAGCCUAGAUGAAUUGUAACACCAUGCUGCGUGUUGUACAGGAACAUGCUUCAGGAAAACUGUCUGGUAAUAUCAGAAGUUAAGUAUCUCUAUCCUAGAAAUUAUACAAAAGCAUCAAAAUUUCUUAUGCUUAGAUGGACAUUUAAAAUCCACACUUCUCAGGUCUAAUUGUAAAGGAGCGGUUUCUUAUGAUGGUUGAACUACCAUAUAUCAGUUUUUGUAAAUACACUUCCUUGAUUGGGGAAAGUGAGAGACAUUUCUUCACCUUUAGCUUGGAGUUGCACGGCCAUGGCAGUGCAUCUAUCAUUCAGCUCUUCUCUGUAGAGGAUCUAUUUCUCUCCUCUCGGGGUCUCCUCACUGUCAGCUUUAAACUUGUAGUAUGGAGAGUCCUGGAAUUUUAACCUCUUUCUACUUGAAAACAGAAUUUUCUGAUUUUCCCAGAAAAAAACCUGCUAAUUAUAAUUAGUCAAAAUAUUCAUACAUCUUUAAGCACUUCAUUUCCAUCUAGUGGGUGAAGUUAUAUUAUGUGAAGCGUAUUAGGUUGUUAUGUUCUUUCCGGGACAUGCGUCUACACAGCGUAUCUUAAAUUUUCCUAACAUGGUAUAUAUGACGUUAUUAAAACUAAACAUUUUUUUUCCCCAUAAUCGAGAAUCAUAUUUAUGAAGGAGGUGGUAUCUGGUGGAAAAUAAGUUGCACUGAAAAGCAAGUCAUGCUGCUAGUUGUUUGUAACUUCUAAAAUCUUGUUACUUAAUCUUAGCAACGUGCAUUUUAAAACAGCCAAACGGAGAAUUAUCUGUUAGCAACAAAGGAAAAAGAGUAGACCAUGUAGACCAUGUUUGCAAGGAAUAUGGUAAUACCAUGGUACUGUACAUCAUGGGAAAAGAAGAAACAUCCAAUAUGUGGAAUAUUUGUAGGAAUAUGAAGUGGUAGUUGUGGAGAGGUGGAAGUGUUGCCAAAAUAUGUGUGUGUGCAGAGCACGUUGCCAAAGCUUAUAUCUUUUCGUGUUAGUACAUCAGAAGAGUGUGGAAAAAAUGUAAAAAGUACAAAAAAACCAGUUGUGAGAGUAUUUGUACAUAUUAUAAACAUACUUUAUAUUGAAAAUAUUAGAAAAUGUGGUGUAAUUAGUUAAUCUAGCUGAACCUAGAGUUGAUAUGCUGUCGGAAGUACCUACCUGAUGAAGAGAUUUGCAUAGAAUAAUUACUUCAAAACUAGACACAGUUAUCUGUGAAUAAUGUUUUUAUGAUAAGGUUUUAAUGGUAAAGCUAUAGUACCUUUUUAAAGUAGCAUUUUAAGUUACAAGCACAAUUGUCUGCAUUUAUAGCUCAAGAGAGCCUACCAACAAUUAUUACUUCCCUGUUUCUUCCUAAAGAAUCCUUUUCAUUGUUCCAGAAUCCAAAGGCUUAAUUUUACUCUUUUCAAGUAAUAUAAGGAAUUUUUUCGAACUGUUACGAUUGAGUAAUUUCUCAGUAGUCUUUUAUAGUCACAUCUGCUGAGAUUGCCACUUGGCUUUAAAAAAUCACGGUCUGUAAUGACACCUUUUGUCCAGAUCUAUUGAGGUUUUUGAUAGAGAGAAAUUGGAAGGGAAGGAUUCCUAAUACAGUACGAACAGGGAAAAUACCAACUUUGGUAAAUUCUAAUAGCAUGUGGCUCUCUUUCUAGUAGCAAGCAUUGUAUCAGACUUUUUGCAUGUUGUUUUCUGGAGUAGCAUUUCUGUGAUUAUUAAUGAUUCAUAUAAUUGUUCUACUCUUUGUAUUGGAGAAGACAUGAUAUUAAUUACAAAGUUUAUGCUGCUAAAUAGUCUACCAACACAAGACCUCAUUACUCUCUAUAACUACCUGAAAGGAGGUUGUGGAGAGGAGGGAGCUGGGCUCUUCUCCCAAGUGACAGGGGACAGGACAAGAGGGAAUGGCCUCAAGCUCCACCAGGGGAGGUUCGGGCUGGAAAUCAGAAAAAAAUUCUUCACGGAAAGAGUCAUUGGGCACUGGCAGAGGCUGCCCAGGGAGGUGGUCGAGUCGCCUUCCCUGGAGGUGUUUAAGGAAUGGGUGGAUGAAGUGCUUAGGGACAUGGUUUAAGGGAGUGUUAGGAAUAGUUAGACUCGAUGAUCCAGUGGGUCCUUUCCAACCUGGUGAUUCUGUGAUUCUAUGAACGCUGUGAGGGAGGAAGCAUGAGAAACUAUACUCUGAGGAAAGGUGAUAUGCAGGGGUGGGCUGACUGCAAUGAGCAGUCUUAGAUGCUGACUGUUGGUGAUUUUGUUUGAUUAAUUUAAAUUUUAAUAUAACUUGGAUACCAGUUUUGACUCAUUGUUUUCUGUAUCACUGUACAAAAGUACUGGUGAGAAUAAUUCAAAUAAACAGAGAAGUAACGAACUCAUA